Messenger RNA from Haliotis rubra (blacklip abalone), 9331 nucleotides. RefSeq names its product protocadherin-1-like. Lineage: Eukaryota; Metazoa; Mollusca; Gastropoda; Lepetellida; Haliotidae. The coding region runs from base 524 to 4066 and encodes 1180 amino acids. The record is from RefSeq and is a predicted model, not a curated record. Gene Ontology annotation, molecular function: calcium ion binding. Gene Ontology annotation, biological process: homophilic cell-cell adhesion. The transcript is spliced from 5 exons. Gene Ontology annotation, cellular component: plasma membrane.
GUAGCGAGAGCGAGCGUAGUCCUGUAUACUCGUACGCUGGGAUCCAUGCAUACACAGUGUGUGUUGUUAAACUCAAUGGUUGCAAUUUGAAGUGGUAGCUCUAUUGAGGACUGUGUCAGAAUAGCAGCAAGAUCAGUGUUAUAUCAGACAAGGAUUAAGUCUUAUUCCACCUGCUUCCUGUUGUUGUGUCAAAUUAGACCCAGGAGAACUGUUCCGGAGUCCCUAAUGAGACUGUUCUAGCAUGGAAAAAUGAUCACUGCCAAAACUUCAGUGUCUUGGCUUCCAGGCUUGAUUGGACGAUGGAUUAAUAACAGUUAGGAUCAGCUCUCGUUUCUCUAAGGAUGUAUGUGUCGGACAUGUGGGCUUCAUUACAAGAUUCAACAUUUGUAGAUAACCACAGUGUGACUGACUGAAUUUGAAUGAAAGCGACAGACAUAAUGAUCAACAACUUGCAGCAUUCUUGACAACUUUUCCACAUUACUUUUGAAGAUAUUUACCUGAAGUUAAAGCACCAAGCAACAAGAUGGUUUCCAUGGCAACACUUAUUCCACUAGCUGUUCUACUUCCUGUCUUGUGCCCAGCUCAAGAGGUAGUGCUGUCCUACAGACUGAAAGAGGAGCAAUCAGCAAAUACCUUUGUCGGUAAUGUGGCCCGAGACAGUUAUUUGUAUGGCAAUGUUACAGAGAGUGUAUUUCAGAGGCUAAAAUUCAACUUCUUCUCUCAAGGGAACCCAUCUUCCCGACUUUUUGAAAUUGACGAAAAGAGCAGUACAAUUCGGACGGCACAAGUAAUCGACCGGGAAUCACCUGAUGUCUGCGAGGGCAAGCCGGAGUGUAUUUUGAACCUAGACAUUGCUGUGUAUAUCCGAGACGUGUCAAAAAAUAGGUAUGACCUCUAUAAACUGAUGCAGGCCAAGGUUGAUUUAGUGGACAUUAAUGACAACAAACCUGAAUUUCCCCAGGGUUCUGUCAGUCUCAGCUUACCAGAAUCGGUUCCGGUUAAUCAUAUGUUAUUGGCAAGUGGUGCCAUUGAUAAGGAUACUGGAGCCAAUAAUUCAAUUAAGAGCUAUGAAAUUAUUCCUGUAAAUGGGAUGUUUGAUCUCAAGGUACAACACAAUUUUGGAACGUCUGAUCUCGGGAUUGUCGUCAAACAUAGUCUAGACCGUGAGACCAAAGACUUCUUUCAAGUGACCAUUGUAGCUAAAGAUGGAGGCUACCCUCAGCGGACUGGAUCUGUGUUGAUUAAUAUUACCGUCACCGACGUCAACGACAACAGCCCUGCAUUUAUAGAGUCAUCAUAUAACGUGACCGUCAUCGAAAAUGGCACAGUCAAUGCCACAAUUCUUCAAUUAUCUGCAGUUGACCAGGACAAAGGAGCAAAUGGCGAAAUUUCAUAUCAUUUGAGUUCACGAGCCUCUGACAAAGUUCGUAAGGCCCUUGCUAUUGACCCCACAUCCGGUAAGGUGUACACUAUAGGCGAUAUUGAUUAUGAAGAGAAUAAGCAAUUCCAGUUCAUGGUUGAGGCCAGGGAUAAAGGAUCGCCAUCUCGGUCCUCGUUAGUACCUGUUGUUAUUAAUGUUAUUGAUAAAAAUGAUAACAAACCAGAAAUAAACAUUAACUUGUCCCCAGAAGGAUCUGAUAUCUCAGAAGGAGCAGAAACAGGCAGGUUUAUAGCUCAUGUGUCUGUUACUGACAGAGAUGAUGGUAAAAAUGGAGAUUUUACUUGUGAUAUGAAUGAUGCCCACUUUUCCCUUGAUAAGUUCAAUGCAAAUGUGAACAACGUGUACAAGAUAAGCCUGAAAGAGAAACUGGACCAUGAAAGCUCCCCAACACAUAAUGUUACCAUCACCUGCAAAGACAAGGGAGAUAACCCUCAGACAAACUCAACAAGCUUCCUAGUUAAGGUUCUUGAUGAGAAUGACAAUGCACCAAAGUUUAAUAAUGUGCCAAUUAUUGGGCAAAUUGUGGAAAAUAACAAGAUUGGUAUGGAGAUUCUGCAAAUAACUGCUAAAGACUGGGACAGCAAGGAGAACGGUAGAGUGACAUAUUCUUUAGAUAGUGAUGCAGGAUCAUUGUUUACCAUUAACCCCGGGACUGGUUCUUUGCUUGCAACAGCACCAUACGACAGAGAAACUGUGUCAAAGUAUGAGUUUGGUGUGAUAGCCACGGAUCAUGGUUCCCCACCAAAAUCAUCAACUGCCAAAGUCCUUAUCCGGAUUCUGGAUCAGAAUGACAAGCCACCCAGAUUCACUGUGCCUGUUUUCCGAGGAUAUAUUCUGGAAAAUCAACCAAUCAGAACACCAGUUCUGAAUCUGACUGCCACGGAUGAGGAUGAAAAACCAAACAUGAAGUUUGCAUUUGGGCCAAACUCGGAGGUGAAUAAGUGGUUUGCUAUUGACGAAAAUACUGGAAGAAUCACAAGCAAGCGUUCAUUUGAUCGGGAAACUCAGAAAAAGUAUAACUUCACUGUGAUUGUACAAGAUCCAAUGAUAACCAGUUUUCAUGAUACAGCUCAUGUUACAAUUCAUGUCCGAGAUGAUAAUGACAACAUCCCUAUCAUCACCUACCCGACCAAAUCCAACAAGACCGUGCGUAUUCCUUAUGGAACUAAGGUUGGAACUAUUGUCACUAAAGUAACUGCUAAAGACACAGAUGACAUUGACAUCCAGUUCAUCAGAUUAACUUUUUCAAUCAUAUCUGGUAACAAAGGAAGUUUGUUUAAUAUAAACCGAAUGAAUGGUGAAUUGGCAGUUUCUCGUGUGAUGAAAUCGUCAGAUUUAGGAUUUCAUGGACUAAAAGUUGCUGUUAAUGACCGUGGAACGAAUUCAAAAUCGGCAACUGCGACCUUGGACAUUUUUGUUGUCGAUGUUAACGGCACGGCUAGGAAUGAAGGGCAUUCAGAAGUGCUUGAAAAGAAUAUGAUGAUUGUGAUUAUAUUGAUAGCAGUGACAGUUAUAUUAGCAAUUGCGAUAUUUGCAACGAUAUGCAUGAUUCGCAGAAUUGACAGAGAGCGCCAGCAAAGAAGAUCAGCUAUGAUUAAAACAGACGAGGACAAAACAUUAACAGCAAUUUCAAACAGAGACAGUUUUUUAGUCAUAGCCAAAGACUCAAAUGAAAAUGAUGAUACAAAGUUAAAACGGAAUAAAAAGGAAGUUAGUUUUACGUUUGAAGAUGAUCGAGAUAUACACAACAUGAGCAAUUCUUCUGGCCAUGCGUCGAUGUCAACGUUUGGAGUUCCGGCACCGACAGAACAUUCCCAAUCGAAUUCUCAGGAGGUGAAUCUCAUGAUGACCCCCAUUCCUUCACUGGUUGAGAAACAAAACAACAUGAACAGCCCGGGUGCACAUGAACCUUCUAACAUUCCAGUACAAAACAAUAUCCCGGUGACGCCACACCCCACCGAUAAAACAUGGAUACAAAAUAUGAAUGAAUCUGAGGCUCGUCAUUUAAUGGAGAUAUUAAAGAAACCAGAUGACAUUAUGAGUGAAACUUCAGGAGAAACAGGCACCAGUGACAGUGGUCGUGGUGGAAGUGAUGAAGACAUCAACAGCAAUAGAAGUGCUACACAUGAUAUAGAUGAUCCUCGUAUUCUUCAUCCAGCUCACUUCAUUGGAGCCGAUCGUUUCACACGAUUUAACGAUGGCCGCAUGUCCGAGUUGUCCCGGUCAUCUCGCAGAAAUGGAUCACGUGGUCAUGUUGUGUCACCAAUGCCCAGUGGAACAGGUAAACGCAUUAGGGAGGAAUCGAUGGAUUAUGGAAGGUCACAUGACCUCCCUCAAAGCUACACGGCCAGCCCGUGCCAUUUUGAACAUUUUCCAUCCCAUAAUAUAGCCAAAGAUUCCACACCCCAUAAUUUGCAAAACGACGGUUACCAUCGUAUGGAUCUUUCAUCUUACCCUCCCAGACAAACAGACUUUUAUUCAAGUGGGAGUUGGCGGGCGGAUUCCAUGAGUUACCGCGAUGAUGAUGACAGAACGACAACAUCCGGAAGCUAUACAAUUAAUCCUGAUGAGCUGCGUCAUGAUAUGGAUGAGGUUUUCUACACAGAACAGGAUAUUGUUGUGUAACUUCAGAAUUACAUUGAUUCUUAUGGAUGUUAUGACAUUCCGUCUGUCUGUCUGUCUGUGUGUCUGGUUGCCAAGGAUACCAAAGAGUAUCCAACUGUCCAUGGAUGCCCUGUGAAAGCCUGUGAAAGCCAAAGAUGCCUACUAUUACAGAACAAGACUGGCGUCAUUAGCCACUCCAAAUCUUUGUGUUAACAGACCUUCCUCCGAAGAUGAACAGCCUUAGCGGAAACAUGAAGUAUUACUUGUGCCAAUAUUUGACAAACUACUGCAAGACAUUUGUUCUUGAUGAACAGAAACAUGUAUCCUGAUAUUUCACACAGACAAUGAACAGAUCAUGUUUUCUACUACUGUAACGACACCGCAAUGCUCUAUGCAAAGGUAGUUGGAUUGUGUUUAGCAGCAAAGCUAGACCUAUGUAUGAUUCACACAUUAUUUGUAGUACAGAGCUACUUUUCUGUUGCUUUUGUUGGACCAGUUUAGGUGUGAGCAGUCGUAUCUGUUCCAAAUACAAUGAAACCUUGUUAACCUGGAAACCUGCUUAAUCUGGAAAUCCUGCUUUUCUGAAUAUCUGGAAUGUUUUAUAAUUAUGAGGACACUGGUAUAUCUGUGAUGGAUUAAUCUGGAAACUUGUUAAUCCAAUGAUUUCUUUCAGAAUGGUACUGUCCAGAUUAACAGGGUUUCACUGUAGCUUAUAUUUUCACAAUCAGCAAAUGGAAUUAACUUAAGCUGAUGGGCUUUUACCUUCCAAAAUAAGUGAAAAAAAAGUCUACAGCAGAUGACAAAGUGGUGCUAUAUUGCGACCUUUAGGGUCAGACUUUUUUAUAUUCCUUGCAGAAUAAUCUCUUAGGAGAUGCACUCAGUCUCCCAUGAUACAAGGGACUACGUUUUUUUCAGACAUUGAUUCAAUAUCAUGCAAAAGUUGUUUUUUCCUGAGAUCAUAUCCCUGGCACUAAAACUGGAGUUGUUUUGAUAACAGUGCAAGCUGAAGUAAUAGUGCUAUAUCUUCCGAUACUUCAGAAACUGGUGAUUAAUUGUUGACAGGCUUCCACUAAAAGUCUCACGAAAUGUCUCGCCAAGAUUUAUUUGGAUGUCUGUAUUACUGCUUAUGUGGAGAUAAUUUCUGGUUAGAAAUUGGAUACAAUUUCCAUUGAACAAACUCUGGGACUUUAGGAGAGUUUUCAUCUUCAUCUGCAGUAAGUGUUGACAAGUUUCCUCAACACAGCUAUAGUUCAUUUCCUCAUUUGGGGAAUGUGUUUAUUUUGAAACCCAAAUCGUACCAAUUAUAUUCUGUUUGUAUGUUUAUCUUAAAUUAUUUAUUGACUUAAUAAAAUUGGAAAUGACUGCAGAAUUAUCAACAUUUGUGUCAUAUUUGAUUAAAAAUGAGGCAAUAUUGUCAGAUAAACAUCUGACAUUUAGACACAUUAUUGGGGCAACAAUGGGUAAAUUUGAAUAAUUAUGACAGUAUAAGAUACAAAUCUUGAUUGAGAGUACCCCACUGCGACAUUUGUCAGUUGUUUGAAACUUUGUAAAUUGAAUAAAUUUUAUCACAUUUCAAGGUCAGAUGGGUCACUGGAGUGGGCAAGAUUGGAGGUCCUUUGAUCAAAUCUUCAUAAAUGUUUAUUGUUUAAUGGCUUCUGUCAGACCGGACAUUAAGUUUGGACAAUGGGAUGGACACUCCGAUCGUCAUCUGUUAUAGUUGUUCUUGACCACAAUGGAAGCAAAGUCCACUAAGGCAAUCUUUUGUUUGCUCAGUCAAACACUGAAGUGACCAUUAUUGAAUUUGUUCACUGGAAAGUGGCGAUAAAUGUGAUGAAAUUUAAUGAUUUUGUGGCCGAUUAAAGCGUCUCACAUCAGAGAAUCUUAAACUGCCUCUGGAGUUUGAUUUCUUUGGGGAUUCACUUUUGAUUAAAUUGUGCACUGGUUGGAGUUAUUAGACAAUACAGUAAUGUAAUAUUCCUAAACUUUUCCAAUCCUUUGUCCAAAUUUUCCAAUAGAAACAGCAAAGACCCUUUAUGGAUUUUACCAGCCAUUAUGUAUUCUGUGAUAAUGCUUGGACUAAGAUUUAGUAGGCAUAUACAAGGCUGUAAUGGCAGUGUCAGAGUGGAAUCCACACUUACAGAAAUAAAUCCAUCCCACACAAACAUUAGAUUAAAUCUUGACAAAUUUAAUGAGAUUUGUUUGCAAGGAGCAUGAAGUUUGAGCAUUGACCAAAUAUCUAGGGUUAAAAGCGAGGGGUGAACAUGUGACUUACUAGCCUAAGGUAGCCAUGAUAGCAUCUUUAUGUUUACUGCUAUUGUGGUCAGCUCAUCUUCUAAGGGUCAGUGAUUUCAACAGUGUCAACUUCUUAUUUGUGGGUCCCAGCUGUUGGUGCCGUGCCUAAUAUGGUAAUUUCUAACAUGUCCAAAUUAGUUGCACUUUGUGUACGAAAAUCUUCAAAAGAAGUGAUUGGCAUUUUAGAGUGAAAUGAGAAAGGCUUAUCUUUCAAUGUCAUUUGGAAUUCAAGUUUAGGAAUGUGUUUUAAGUCGUUUGUCAUGAGUUAGUGUCCAAUUAGGAAAACAGUGACAAAUUAAGUUGACCUUUUGUACACUUUGGAAAACUUGGCGCUUAGAUCAUGACAUGUCAAAGGAUGUCCUGAAGGAACUUCUGUUUCUCCAUUGAGAUCGCUGUAUAACUGAGUUAUUCUAACAUUAUUGGGUGUGUAGAAUGACACAAUAUCAGAGACAAUAUGAGUCUCAAGUAGUUACUCAUAUUAUCGACAGAUAAAGCACUUAUCCUAUUUUAUAGAGUAUACAAAUUAUGAUAAAGCACUUAUCCUUUCUUUUAAUAGAGUAUAAAAUUAUGAUAAAGCACUUAUCCCAUUUUGAAUAGACAGUAUAAAAUUAUUAUGAAGCACUUAUCCCUUUUUAAUAGAAAGUAAUAAAAUAUUCUAUUGGUGACAUUUUCACAAAUAAUACUGAGUCAUUAUAUGGUAAACUACUAAGGUCUUCCAAGGGUUGAUAAAAGUUUUGAGAGUACAGACCAAUGAAGAGUAAGUUAUUAUUGUGUUGAGGAAACAUUGUCAGUAUGUUUUAAUUAUUAGUUAUUAUUUUAAUCAUGAAUUCACCACAUUAUAUUGCUAAUUUAUCAGCUCCAUGUCCCUGCUCAUGGGUUUCACCAAAAAGGUAAACCUCUGACACCUGUAUCAGGGCUUUCUUCCCACACUCAGUUGUAAUAGCAUGAUAUAACCGGAAUACUGAUCAAUAUGGUAUUCUACCCAAGUUAUUCACCAACUCCUGGGGUGAAAUAUUCCAUAUCAAACUGCUCCUGUCAUUAAUGUUUUGUUGGAACAAAUACCUACAAUGUUGAUACUGAAUCAAGAGCUUGUAUUUCUGAUGUUUGUACCAGAGAUGCACAUGAUUACAAGGAAUAUAUGUUCUUACAUCUGUCUCAUGCUGUACAUUUUGUAAUAUAUUUGGACAUAUGAGAAAUUGUACAUGAUCAUAUCGAUGAAUGAACGACAAAAGAAUUGUUGAUGAACAAAAGCAUUUGCUUAUGAUGUUGUCUGAGAAUAUAUGUUGUCAUUCAAAUUGUCUUUUUACAUUUGCUAUGUAAGUUAGACAGGGAUAUACGCAAAUUGUACAGAUUUAUACACAAUCUAGUCUUUUUAUCAGUCUUAAAACCUUGCUGAAAUGUUCUGGCAGAAAUAAAAUGGUAUAACACAAAAAUUAAAAAACGUAUGUCAGACAAAACAUAUUUCAGCCAGGUUUUCAGAUCUGUAUGACUCAACCAAAUUAUUGAUUAGUGUAAUAUCAAUAGUGCAAUGAAAAACAUUCUUGUUUUUAGAUUUGAUAUAAAAAUAAGAUAUGUCAAGAUGGUCACUAACAGCAAGAUAGUUGAAAGAGGAAACUUGUGGAAAAGGAAUAAGAUAUUCAGAGAAUCAAAUGAUCAGCUGGGUACAAUCUGAUACCCUUUUCUUUAACUCUUCUCAUUACAAUGGUGUGAAUAGGAUUCUGUAUAUAUUAAUAGGGAAAACAGAUAUGUCUUUUCAAAAUACUGUGGACAUUUUCUGAAAAUCAGUUUUUGUAUCAUGGAACGAUAGAAAUAUCACUAUAAAAAUGGAGUAGUAUAUAUAAAUUUUAUACUUGAAGAACUCAAACACCAUUGGUGUAGAAUAUAUGAAAUUUACACUUGAAGAGCCGAAUCGCUGUUGGUGACCACCAAAUUAUUAGGUCUUUGUCCCAGAAACUUGAACAUAUAUGUCUGGGUAUGUCUUUUAGCAGGUACUGCCUCCAGUUCCUUCACCGUCCCAGCGUUGCUUGAUGUUUUUUCCUCCCUGGUGCCUAAGAAUGGUGCCAUUGCUGAUGCAUCAUUAACGAGCACAUGCAGGCAUGUGUCUGGCAACUACCUGAAUUGCACAUUCUAUUUAGAUGAGACACUCCAUUUUAACUGAAUUAAAAUGUGUGUAUCUUGAUCACAUCAAACUUAAAACUAUGACAGGGACAAUACAGAAAAUAGCUAUUUGAAAAUGCCAGACCAUUAUGUUUUCAUAGGAGUUUGGUCAAAGUGCUAAGAGAUUGGCUGAGGUUAUUGUAUUUUGUUAGAAUGCAAACUACAAAUACAAAAUUCAGAUUAGGCAUAUUCAGUCAUAAUGAAAUUAAGAUUAUUAAUUUGUAUAUUUAAAAAAUUUAGGACAUUCCUAUCCAAUUAAAUAAGUACAGAAAAUAGCUUGGGUCCCAUUCCCCAAAGCCUCUUAGCACUAAGCCUUUUCUAAGCCUGUGUUGAAGAGUGGGAGUUAUAAUAAUCUUAGUACUAAGAUCACUCUAUUGAACGAGUCCCAGGUCUGAUUAGAGCUGACAAACAUAAGAACUUAAAUGACAACUUUUUACAUCAAAACCCACCAAAUUUACCUGAACCACCUAAAUCGAAAAUUUGUUGGAAUGUGUGUGAAACACUAGUUUUGUUUCUGUACUUCAAAUUUUGUAACUGUAAGUGAACUACAUAAAAUAUGACACUGACGAACAGUGUUUCAGCGACUUGAAUUAAGUAUUAGGACUGCCACAUUCCCAGAGUCUAUUGCCUGUAAAUACAGAAACAAUGGGAAGCCACAUGCUGGACGGUGAUGGGAACUACUAUGGAGGCACCUGCGACUACCUCACCUGCGUGCUGUCUGUCGCUGCCGUCUGAAUGCAGAAUGCUGUGUGCGUAUCACAGGUCCCUGGCAUGUGGUUAUCAGAGCUGUAUAUGUAUUUAUUUUCUCAUAUGAAUAAACCACAAAUAUCAGUACAA